Molecule: messenger RNA, 2886 nt
Organism: Bufo gargarizans (Asiatic toad)
Lineage: Eukaryota; Metazoa; Chordata; Amphibia; Anura; Bufonidae
Gene: NCBP1
Product: nuclear cap binding protein subunit 1
Exons: 23
Coding region: 183-2555 (790 amino acids)
Biological process (GO): mRNA export from nucleus; nuclear-transcribed mRNA catabolic process, nonsense-mediated decay; regulation of mRNA processing
Cellular component (GO): nuclear cap binding complex; nucleus
Molecular function (GO): mRNA binding; RNA cap binding; protein binding
Source: RefSeq, a predicted model, not a curated record
CAGUAGGUCGGCCUGAAGCGUGUUAGCGCUUCUCUCUGGUGCCUGAGGAGCAAGUUCCAGAAGCCGUCCAUCCAAUCACAGAGCGAGAGUCUUCAGAAGCCUCGCGAGACCUGCACAUCACCGUCUAGUGUUCACUACAUUUUCCGUUCCUCGGUGUGUGAGGGAAGCAUCCUGCCGCAGCCAUGUCCCGGAGAAGGCACAGCGACGAGAAUGAUGGCGGGCAACCUCAUAAAAGGAGUAAAAUGUCCGAGCCCUUUGAUAUAGAACAUCGUAUUGAGUCACUGAUAUUUAGAGUGGGGGAAAAGAGUACCUCAUCACUGGAAAGUAACCUGGAAGGACUGGCUGGUGUUUUGGAGGCUGACCUGCCUAACUACAAAAGCAAGAUCUUGAGGAUUCUUUCUACAGCCACUCGCAAUCUGCCUCUUAAGAUGACGGUUUACACAACACUAGUGGGCCUGCUGAAUGCAAGAAACUACAAUUUUGGUGGAGAAUUCGUAGAAGCUAUGCUCCGUAACCUGAAAGAAGCCAUAAAGUCCGAAGCCUAUAUCGAGGCUGCAUAUCUUGUCCGCAUUUUAUCAGAUCUUGUGAAUUGCCAUGUUAUCUCAGCCCCCUCCAUGGUAGCAAUGUUUGAAAGUUUUGUUGGGGUUGCACAGGAAGAAGAUAUACCUCAGGUUCGAUCUGAUUGGUAUAUAUAUGUCGUUCUUUCUUCCUUGCCCUGGGUUGGUAAAGAAUUGUAUGAAAAGAAGGAUGUAGAGAUGGACCGUAUUUUAUCACAGAUUGAAAACUACCUCAAGCAACGUCAAAAAAUCCAUUUUCCUGUGUUAAAAGUAUGGUCAGCAGAUAAGCCUCACCCACAAGAGGAGUACCUGGAUUGUCUUUGGUCCCAGAUUCAAAAGCUGAAGAAAGAUCGCUGGCAGGAGAGAUACAUAUUGCGCCCAUACCUUGCUUUUGAUAGCAUAUUGUGUGAAGCCUUGCAACAUAAUUUGCCACCCUUUGCACCACAACCUCACACAAAAGAUUCUGUCUAUCCCAUGCCAAGAGUCAUAUUCAGGAUGUUUGACUACACAGAUGCUCCAGAGGGCCCAGUGAUGCCUGGAUCACAUUCUGUAGAGCGAUUUAUUAUAGAGGAAAAUCUGCACUGGAUCAUUAAUUCCCACUGGAGAGAGAGGAACACCUGUGCUGCACAGCUUCUCAGCUACCCUGGAAAGAAUAAGAUCCCUUUGAACUAUCAUAUUGUGGAGGUGAUCUUUGGACAGUUGUUUCAGAUUCCAGUUCCACCACAUAUAGAUGUCAUGUACACAACAUUGUUAAUUGAGCUUUGCAAGCUACAACCAGGAUCCUUGCCGCAAGUGCUUGCCCAAGCUACUGAAAUGUUGUACACUCGCUUGGAUACAAUGAAUGUAACUUGUAUUGACAGGUUCGUAAAUUGGUUUUCCCACCACCUUAGUAACUUUCAGUUUAGAUGGAAUUGGGAAGAUUGGGCAGAUUGUGUUUCACAGGACUUGGAUAGGCCUAAACCCCAGUUUGUUCGGGAAGUCUUGGAAAAAUGCAUGAGACUUUCUUACUACCAACGGAUAUUGGAUAUUGUACCUUCAACCUUUUCUGCAUUGUACCCAGCUGAGCCAAAAUGCAAAUUCAAGUAUGGUGAUGAGAGCAGCAGUGCUCUGCCUGGAUAUGCUGCUGCUAUCACCUUGACCAAUGCUAUAAAAAACAAGGCAGUUAGCGAAGACGUAUUUAAUCUUUUGAAAGAUGUACCAAACCCUAACCAAGAUGACGAUGACGAUGAAGGUGUGAGCUUUAACCCGCUGAAAAUAGAGGUGUUUGUUCAGUCCCUGCUCAAUUUGGCCUCAAAAUCAUUUAGCCAUUCAUUCAGUGCUAUUGCAAAGUUUCAUGACGUAUUUAAAGCUCUGUCUGACACUGAGGAAGGAAAGCUCCACAUUCUGAGAGUGGUUUAUGAUGUCUGGAAAAAUCACCCUGAGAUGGUUGCAGUGCUUGUUGAUAAAAUGAUCCGGAUGCAAAUUGUCGACUGUGCUGCUGUAGCUAACUGGAUCUUCUCCCCUGAGAUAUCGCCUGAUUUUACUAGGUUAUACAUUUGGGAAAUUCUGCACUCCACAAUUAGAAAAAUGAAUAAACAUGUCCAGAAAAUCCAGAAAGAGUUGGAGGAUACUAAGCAGCGGCUGGCCAAGCAACACAAGCGGAGAGAGACUGACGAUGACGGCGGAAGGGAGGAUGGGCCCCUGGAAGAGCAAAUUGAGCGCUUACAAGAAAAAGUAGAGUCCGCACAAAGUGAACAAAAGAACCUUUUCCUUGUAAUUUUCCAGCGUUUUAUUAUGAUACUGACGGAGCACUUAGUCCGCUGUGAAACAGGGGGCAUUGAUGUGAUUACUCCAUGGUACAAGAACUGCAUAGAGAGAUUGCAACAAAUCUUUCUGUUGCAUCAUCAGAUAAUCCAGCAGUACAUGGUGACUUUGGAGAACCUGUUGUUUACCGGAGAACUGGACCAUCACAUUCUGACCGUCUUCCAGCAGUUCUGUUCAUUGCAGGCUAAAUGGUAGCUCAAUUGAUAACAUUUGUCUCCACUGUACUGCCAUACAAAGUGGGAGACUUGUAAGGAAAGGACUGUGGCAAUGCUUUUAUCGAAGACUCUGUAAAGAUCAACUGGGUGCAGACUUUUGUAGUAUUUAAAGUAAUCUGGCUUCAGAUUGGAAACACGCUAUGAAACAGUUUUGUUUUGGAUUAGCCCUGAUGCUUUAGCUCCCAUUCUCCGCCUAUUUGUGGUCCUAGGUUAUUUUAAUGUUUUGCUAGGUCUCCUUGUCGUAAUGUGAAGUAAGGAGUCAUAGGGGAAUAUUACUAGAUAAUGUCCUUUUUUUUUUUUUUUUUUUUUUU